This is a messenger RNA of Mizuhopecten yessoensis (Yesso scallop), 1154 nucleotides long. RefSeq lists its product as uncharacterized. The coding region runs from base 76 to 1011 and encodes 311 amino acids. The transcript has 2 exons. The record is from RefSeq and is a predicted model, not a curated record. Lineage: Eukaryota; Metazoa; Mollusca; Bivalvia; Pectinida; Pectinidae.
CUGACCAAAGCUCGUCAUUUUGAAAGUUCACCUGGACAAUGUGGGUGCAUACAACGUAAAACCAGAAUUACAGAUAUGGCCAUGUAUCCUCCGAGUCGAGCUGCUCGCUUCUUCGUCGUGAUUGGGUUUUCCUUUUUCGUUUUACUCCUCCAUAGUAUUGACAAGCGACAGACUUACGCUCGGCUCGAACUUAUUCACGUCCAUUCUGGCUGGCAUCACAACGUUAACGCCGACUCUGACCAAGAUACGAACAAGUCUUCACUCGAGCGAGGAGGGCAGGAGUUCACCAGGGUCCAUGCUUGUGAGCAGUCGUACGGUGUUCAAUUUCAGACAGAUAGUGAAUACGUUAGUCAGAAGAUUUUUGAAAAUCUAAAUCUAAAUUCUGAAAGUUUCGUCAUUGAGGUUGGAGGAUUUGAAGGAGAUUGGAUGUUAAGAAUGUUCAAGCUUUAUGAGAUUGGAUUUUAUGCUGUGCUUGAACCAGUUUGGACAUUUUUCAAUAUUCUAAUGAGAGAAUCAGACUAUUUGCCACAAGGAAAAAUCAAACCACUGAAUAUAGGUCUUGGAGCAAAGGACGACAUUAUUAAUGUUAAAAUGAUAGACGAUCGUACGAGUGUAUAUAAUAGACAAACCGAAAGUAGGCAAAGUGAAAGUUGGCAAAGUGAAAGUAGAAAUACCUCCGAACCAACGACGGACUUGUAUAUCGUCGGUGUUGAGAGGUUCUUUAGAGAUAUUGGUAUCGGUAUGAGUGAUGACGGGUUCAAAGGUCAUCUCGACUUACUUAUAUUAGACUGUGAAGGGUGUGAGUAUGAUGUGUUGGACUACUUGCUGAGAACGCCGAAGGUACUGCAUUUCAUCCAUAUUAUUAUGUUCCGAUCACACAGGUUCAAAGGUCAUGAACAGGAAAUGAUCCGCAAAUAUUGCACUUACCAAGAAUUACUUCCCUUGACUCACGAUCUUCGUUUCCAGCAGAAGUUUUCAUGGGACGUCUGGACUCUCCGAAAAAUGAUGUAACCAAAUUUACUGAAUCCCAGAAGUACAUUUUUUAUUUAUUUUUCCAAUAACUGUUCAAAUAUUUGAUUUAAAUUAUGUACUUAAUAUAACGGUGUAAUAGAACCUUAUUUAUAUAAAGUCGCCUUACAAUUUUACAAUUGUAU